GCACUCGUUGUAGAUGGCAUCUCCGGUGAACCGAAACGUCUGAGCGAGCCGGUAGAGACGGAGAGAUUCGUGAUAAUAUCGCAAUGCUUUGUCGCCGAACUGGUAGCGCUCUGCUUGUUCCUCCUGGUGUACACCUGCAUCAAGGGCUUCGUCGUAGUCGAUAGGCUCUUGUUUUCCCUUGGGUUUGGCUUUCUUGGGGGGCAUGAGAUGACACGCCGACAGUGACAGAGCGAUGACUUCAUCGACACAGAAGCACUGCCCCAGGCUGCGCAACGAGCUUAAUUGCCAGCUCAUUUCCCCGGCUUGACUCAAGGUACAGUACAGAGGACGACCUCACACAAGUCAGCAGAUCAGCACAGAGAUGUCGACGCAACCGGGCGAGGACGUUGCACUGGACAAGUCAUCUUCAAUCAACUCCGUCAUUGCAAGCGAAAAUGCCAAUGCUGUCAUUGACCGCAACACUACCCACUACUUUGCAUUCUCAGCGGCCACUUUCCUCAUCCUCAUCUCGAUCCCAAUGAUAUUCUUUCCGAGGCUGCUCUCUAUCGCUCUGGGGGACGACCUGGCUUCAGUCGAAGGCGAAGGCGGUGUGCUACGACCGCUGAGCCAGCUCGAGUGCUUUUUUGCCCUCAUCGCAGGUAUCGCACACGUUGCUCUCUCGCUCAUGCUUAUCAUCCAAACGGGCGCAAUCCCACUCGUGACCACGCUGUCUGCAGAUGAGGGGGAAGCGAUGGCCAGUCCUUUCCGCAGUCCGGCCAUCGCCAUUGCUUCUGGCUAUCUCGGGGGUCUCGCAGCCGUUUGCUGGUCACACAGUCUGCGCUUCAUCGCAAUCAACGCAGCCGGUCUCACUGUCUUUGGACUGUGGUCGCUCGUCUUUGGCGCAAACCUUUCGCUGAAUUCGAAAGGAAAAGACAAGCAUCAGAGCAGUUUCCCAUUCAAGAAUGAUUCUGCAGAAGAUCGCAAAAAGGCAUAGGAGCCCUUGCCUCACAUACACCCUCAUGUUCAUGAACUCGCGCAAUCAGUGGAAAUAGA
Molecule: messenger RNA, 1032 nt
Organism: Mixia osmundae IAM 14324
Lineage: Eukaryota; Fungi; Basidiomycota; Mixiomycetes; Mixiales; Mixiaceae
Exons: 4
Coding region: 362-973 (203 amino acids)
Source: RefSeq, a predicted model, not a curated record